UUCUGCUUACCAGAGGAAGAAAAAGAAAAAAAAAAAGGCAGUCACCAUCUCCAAAAGCAAAAGCUAAAAGGAUUUGAAAUCAAACCAAAAAGCAGUCCCCUCCAAAAAGCAACACGGUAGACUCUCUCUCUUUCUCAGACUGAAUCUCUUUGUCAUUAAGUAAUGAAAAUGCAGAAGCAGAAGCAGAAUCUUAUAAUAAUAAUCUCAGCAAUCACAAUAGUCACUUUCUCAAAUUCCCAAACAACACUUGUUAUUGUCACCAUCACUCAGCUACACCAAUGUCUUCUUCAUCAGAAAUUGUACUUGCAGACCCUGUCAUCGAACCAAGCAAUGAGCAUGCAAUUACAACGUCAUCGUCUGCCAGCUUUCCUAAUGGUGAUGAUGAUGAUGAUGCUCCUCAGCCUUUUGACAGUGAGAGGUUGCCCCCUACUUUGUCUAGAGAAAUCCAACGCUUUCUUCGUAUUGCCAAUUUAAUCCAGUCCCAGGAGCCUCGCAUUGCUUAUCUUUGCCGGUUUCAAGCUUUUGAAAUCGCACAUAACAUGGACCGCAACUCGAAUGGACGGGGCGUUCGCCAAUUUAAAACUUCUCUUCUUCGACGACUUGAACAUGAUGAAGAAACAACCUUGAGGAAGAGAAAGGAGAAGAGUGAUAUACGUGAACUUAGACGUGUUUAUCACGCAUACAAGGAAUUUAUUAUUAAAAAUGGUGGAGGGUUUGAUUUGGAUGAUAGUCAUAGAGAGAUGUUGAUAAAUGCACGAAGAAUUGCUUCUGUGUUGUUUGAAGUAUUAAAGACAGUGACAGACGCAGCUGGUCAUCAGGCUCUUGCUGAGAGGGACAGUAACCGUGCAAAAUCUGAGCUCUAUGUACCAUAUAACAUUCUUCCUCUGGAUCAUGGAGGUAUUCAGCAAGCAAUUAUGCAACUCCCUGAGAUUAAAGCUGCAGUUGCAGCUGUCCGAAAUGUACGUGGCUUACCUUCGGCUCAAGAUUUCAAUAAAUGUGGACCUUUCAUUGAUUUGUUUGAAUUUCUUCAAUGUUGCUUUGGGUUCCAGGAAGGAAAUGUAGCCAACCAGAGGGAGCAUCUAAUUUUACUCCUUGCUAACACCCAUAUUAGGCAAUCUCAUAAGCAGACAUCUAUCCUAAAGUUAGGGGAUGGAGCUGUGGAUGAAUUGAUGAAAAAGUUUUUUAAAAAUUAUACUAAUUGGUGCAAAUAUCUGGGGAGAACAAAUAACAUAAGGUUGCCUUGUGUGAAACAGGAAGCUCAACAACAUAAAUUGCUAUAUAUAGGUCUUUACCUUCUUAUAUGGGGGGAGGCGGCAAACUUACGAUUUAUGCCAGAAUGUUUAUGUUAUAUUUUUCACCAUAUGGCAUAUGAAAUGCAUGGUAUGCUAACUGGUGCUGUUAGUUUGAUAACUGGGGAGAAGGUCAUGCCAGCAUAUGGAGGAGGAUCUGAGUCUUUCCUUACCAAUGUGAUUACCCCUAUAUACAGGAUUAUAUAUGAGGAAGCUGAGAAAAGCAAAGGUGGGACAGCUGACCAUUCUACGUGGAGAAACUAUGAUGAUCUGAACGAGUAUUUUUGGUCUCCUGAUUGUUUCCAAAUAGGUUGGCCCAUGCGUCUGGCUCAUGAUUUCUUCUGUGUACAGUCUUCAAAUAAAAGCAAAGUAAAAAAGGCUGUAUAUGAAAAGAAGAAGAGAGAAGCAAAAGAAGAUGAAGAAAUGGGACUAAACAGAGAUGAGGAGCCAGGGGCUCCUGUAGAAGAUCAUCGAGAACCAAGAUGGCUGGGGAAGACAAACUUUGUAGAGAUUCGUUCAUUUUGGCAAAUAUUUAGAAGCUUUGAUAGAAUGUGGAGCUUUUUUAUCCUAUCCCUUCAGGCAAUGAUAAUUAUGGCCUGCCAUGAUUUGGGAUCUCCACUUGAAAUACUUGAUGCUAUAAUCUUUGAAGAUAUUAUGAGCAUCUUCAUAACAUCUGCAAUUCUUAAACUCAUACAAGCAAUUCUUGAAAUUUUCUUUACAUGGAAAGCUAGAAUCAUAAUGGAUUUUUCAAGGAAGAGGAAACAAGUAUUGAAGCUAGCUGUUGCAAUCAUAUGGACUAUUGUUCUUCCUGUAUAUUAUGCUAAAUCCAGAAGAAACUACACGUGUUAUUCUACACAAUAUGGAAGUUGGCUCGGUCAAUUGUGCAUCUCUUCCUAUAUGGUUGCAGUUGGAAUUUACCUGAUGACUAAUGCAGUUGAAAUGGUCUUAUUUUUUGUUCCUGUUGUCGGAAAAUAUAUUGAGAUCUCAAACAAUCGCAUAUGUAAAAUCUUUUCUUGGUGGACACAGCCAAGAUUAUAUGUUGGACGUGGGAUGCAAGAAACCCAAAUUUCCGUUUUCAAAUAUACAUUGUUUUGGGUGCUGGUACUUGCAACCAAGUUUUUAUUCAGUUAUACUUUUGAGAUCAGACCACUCAUUGCACCAACAAGACUAAUCCUCAGAAUUGGAGUGCAAAAUUAUGAUUGGCACGAGCUUUUCCCCAAAGUGAAAAGUAAUGCUGGGGCAAUUAUAGCCAUAUGGGCUCCAAUUAUCGUUGUGUAUUUCAUGGACACUCAGAUCUGGUAUUCUGUUUUCUGUACGAUCUUUGGCGGCAUUUAUGGCAUUAUACAUCAUCUUGGAGAGAUCCGGACAUUGGGAAUGCUAAGAAGUAGAUUUCAUACUUUGCCUUCUGCAUUCAAUGCUUGUCUGAUCCCACCCUCAGCAAAAAAAGAUCAGAAAACAAUAAGAAAUUUCUUUCAUAAGAGAUUUCACAAGGUGCAUGAAACUGGAACAAAUGGUAUUGCCAAGUUUGUCCUUGUAUGGAACCAGAUAAUCAAUACUUUUCGAUUAGAGGACUUGAUAAGCAACAGUGAGUUGGAUUUAAUGACAAUACCUAUGUCCUCGGAGCUUUUCUCUGGCAUGGUUCGUUGGCCAAUUUUUCUCCUAGCAAAUAAGUUUUCAAUGGCCAUAAGCAUUGCAAGAGACUUCACAGGAAAAGAUGAGAUUCUUUUUCGAAAGAUAAAGAAGGACAAGUACAUGUACAGCGCUGUGAAGGAGUGCUAUGAGUCACUCAAAUAUGUGCUUGAAAUUCUCAUAGUAGGCAAUUUGGAGAAAAGGGUUGUGUCCUGUAUACUAAAGGAAAUUGAAGAAAGCAUUGAAAGAUCAAGUCUUCUUGAUGACUUCAAGAUGAGCGAGCUUCCAGCUCUGCAAGCUAAGUGCAUUGAAUUAGUUAAACUUUUGGUCGAGGGAAAUGAAAACCAUUACAGUAGUGUUGUGAGAAUUCUCCAGGAUAUUUUUGAGCUUGUAACAAAUGAUAUGAUGACAGACAAUUCAAGAAUAUUGGAUUUGCUCCACUUUCCCGAACAUGAGGAAGAAAGUUUUGCAUAUUUUUCUAGAAGAAUCGAACCACAAUUAUUUGAAUCAGCUGCUGAUAGUUCUAUCCACUUUCCACUGCCAAACACUGACCCUCUUAAUGACCAGGUUAAGCGUCUUCAUUUGUUGCUUACCGUGAAAGACAAAGCCAUGGAUAUACCUGCUAAUUUAGAAGCUCGGAGACGAAUUUCAUUUUUCGCUACUUCACUUUUUACUGAUAUGCCCACUGCUCCCAAAGUACGGAAUAUGCUAUCUUUCAGUGUGAUGACUCCACACUACAAGGAAGAUAUCAAUUACUCAAUGAAGGAGCUUGAUUCAAGCAAAGAAGAGGUUUCCAUCUUAUUUUACAUGCAGAAAAUAUAUCCAGAUGAGUGGAAAAACUUUUUGGAGCGCAUGGAAUGUGAAAAUUCAGACAUUAAAGAUGAAAGCAAGAAAGAGGAACUGAGAAAUUGGGCUUCUUUCCGGGGCCAAACAUUAAGCAGAACAGUUAGAGGAAUGAUGUAUUAUAGAGAAGCCUUAAGAGUUCAAGCAUUUCUUGAUUUGGCCGAGGAUGAAGAUAUUCUUGAAGGUUAUGAUGUUGCUGAAAAAAAUAAUCGUACAUUGUUUGCUCAACUAGAUGCUCUAGCAGACUUGAAAUUCACUUAUAUUAUUUCCUGUCAAAUGUAUGGGUCACAAAAGUCAUCUGGAGACCCCCAUGCAAAUGACAUUCUUGAACUGAUGAAGAGAUAUCCAUCUGUCCGUGUUGCUUAUGUUGAGGAGAAAGAAGAGAUCGUGAAUGAUACACCUCGAAAGGUUUAUUCUUCUGUAUUGGUUAAAGCUGUCAAUGGGCUUGAUCAGGAAAUAUAUAGGAUAAAGCUUCCUGGUCCGCCAAAUAUUGGAGAAGGGAAACCCGAAAAUCAAAAUCAUGCCAUAAUCUUUACACGUGGUGAAGCUCUUCAAGCUAUUGAUAUGAACCAGGACAAUUAUUUGGAAGAAGCUUUCAAAAUGAGAAACCUUUUACAAGAAUUUUUUCAGCAGCAAGGGCGACGGCCUCCAACUGUACUUGGCUUGAGGGAGCACAUAUUCACUGGAAGUGUUUCUUCUUUAGCAUGGUUCAUGUCAUAUCAAGAGACAAGCUUUGUCACCAUUGGUCAACGGCUUCUUGCCAACCCUCUCAGGGUAAGGUUCCAUUAUGGACACCCUGAUGUAUUUGAUAGGUUAUUUCACAUCACGAGAGGUGGCAUAAGCAAAGCAUCAAGAACAAUAAACUUAAGUGAAGAUGUAUUUGCCGGGUUUAAUUCUACCUUACGACGUGGCUGUAUCACUUAUCAUGAGUACUUGCAAGUUGGUAAAGGGCGUGAUGUUGGCCUAAAUCAGAUCUCUAAGUUUGAGGCCAAAGUAGCAAAUGGAAACAGUGAGCAAAGUAUAAGUCGCGACAUAUAUCGGCUUGGACAAUGGUUUGAUUUUUUCCGGAUGCUAUCUUGUUACUUCACAACAAUUGGGUUUUACUUCAGUAACCUGAUUUCAGUAAUUGGAAUUUAUGUAUUCCUCUACGGGCAGCUGUAUCUUGUCCUUAGUGGGCUUCAAAGAGCGCUACUCCUUGAGGCUAGAAUGCAUAACAUACGGUCAUUAGAAACAGCUCUGGCCUCUCAGUCAUUUAUUCAGCUUGGUCUUCUUACCGGCUUACCUAUGGUAAUGGAGAUUGGACUUGAGAAAGGAUUUCUCACAGCCUUCAAAGAUUUUAUUCUCAUGCAAUUGCAGCUAGCUUCUGUAUUCUUCACUUUCUCACUUGGUACAAAAAUUCAUCAUUAUGGUAGAACAAUUUUGUAUGGAGGUGCGAAGUAUAGACCUACCGGGCGUAAGGUUGUGGUGUUUCAUGCCAGCUUCACUGAAAAUUACAGACUGUAUUCCCGGAGCCACUUCGUUAAAGGAUUUGAAGUAGUGCUCCUUUUAAUUGUUUAUGAUUUGUUUCGACGGUCCUACCAGAGCAGCAUGGCAUAUGUACUAAUUACCUAUUCCAUUUGGUUCAUGUCAAUAACUUGGUUAUUUGCUCCAUUUCUAUUUAAUCCUUCUGGAUUCAGUUGGGACAAAAUAGUGGACGACUGGAAAGGUUGGAAUAAAUGGAUCAGGGAGCAAGGUGGUAUAGGAAUUCAACAGGACAAAAGUUGGCAGUCGUGGUGGAAUGAGGAACAAGCCCAUCUCUGUCGUUCAGGGCUGGGUGCUAGACUUUUUGAGAUGCUACUUUCUGUUCGUUUUUUCAUGUACCAAUAUGGUCUGGUGUAUCACCUUGACAUCUCUCAGCACAGCAAAAAUUUUCUUGUUUAUUUGCUUUCAUGGGUUGUGCUUCUUGCAGUUUUCUUAUUGUUCAAGGCUGUGAACAUGGGAAGGCAACAAUUCAGUGCUAAUUACCACCUAGUGUUCAGAUUUUUUAAAGCAUUUCUCUUCAUUGCUGUUCUGUCCAUUAUAAUCACUCUGUCCCAUAUUUGUGAACUAUCCUUGAAGGACGUAAUUGUGUGCUGUCUAGCAUUUUUGCCAACCGGAUGGGGUUUGAUAUUGAUUGCACAAGCUGUAAGACCCAAGAUUGAGAAUACCGGACUAUGGGAUUUCGCCCAGGUCCUUGCUAAGGCAUAUGAUUAUGGAAUGGGUGUUGUUCUUUUUGCACCCAUAGCUAUUUUAGCAUGGCUUCCAAUCAUAUCAGCCUUCCAGACUCGAUUUCUUUUCAAUGAAGCCUUCAACAGGCAUUUGCAAAUUCAACCAAUUCUUGCAGGAAAGAAGAAAAGGCAUUAAAAUUCUUUUGACCCCUUUUUUUUGUGUGUUCAAGCUAUUACUAUUAUUUGUAACUUGUUGAAGUCAUUUGUUUGAAAGGCUGCCACAAAGCAUUCACAGGCUUAGCUUGACAAUAAGUAGGUAUGCAUUUAAUUUGAGCAAAGUCUUAAGUUCGAGCCCCUCCUUUUUUUGUAAUAUAAAAAAAAGAACACCUGACACAAUUAGGAAACAACUCAAUAUUCAUACUGUAUGUAAAACGAUUAUUGUGUAGCUAUAUGCAAACUCUGUAAAAUGAUCACUGACAUAUAUGUACAGGCUGAAAUUCUUA
Ricinus communis (castor bean) is the source of this 6450-nucleotide messenger RNA. Its product is annotated as putative callose synthase 8. Gene Ontology annotation, biological process: (1->3)-beta-D-glucan biosynthetic process. The transcript has 41 exons. Gene Ontology annotation, molecular function: 1,3-beta-D-glucan synthase activity. Bases 279 to 6143 code for a protein of 1954 amino acids. NCBI's taxonomy places the organism in Eukaryota, Viridiplantae, Streptophyta, Magnoliopsida, Malpighiales, Euphorbiaceae. Gene Ontology annotation, cellular component: 1,3-beta-D-glucan synthase complex; plasma membrane. The record is from RefSeq and is a predicted model, not a curated record.